AUGACGUUCGAUGAAGUAAAUGUGCGUGCCGUUGCUACAGCCUUCGACUCUCCCGUCAAUUUUCACUCCAGCGCCUAUGGUUUGAUGGUAAAGAAGACCACUUCCGCCGUGAGUCUCAUUGCCAUUAAUCAAAACACUUCACAGUCUGUCUGCAACAGGGAGCUAUAUCAGCUGGAGAUGCUUGCGCUGUAUGCUCAUGUAUCUCUGGGGGCUCCCCCUCAUUACCGGAAUUGGCCCGCGAAUGACGCACUCUUUAGGAAACUGGGGCAGCAGUAUGCUGCCCUCUUCUCCGUUCUCGGAUGCGUCGGCCGUCUAGCCUACAGAUUGGAGUUACUUCCCUCAUGGAAGAUGCAUCCCGUUAUCAGCGUGCAACAUCUCAAACUGGUUCCGCCGUCGGACCCUUUUGGCAGAGAGCAGCAAGAGCCGCAAGUCCUUUUACCACAACCACUACCAUUGACAAUGUCUUCUACUACCGAAAAUCCCUCUGUGGAAGCGAUUUUGGCCUGGGAGCGGGCUUACCAUAACGCCUGGAGGCACUUCCAGGACCCCAUCAUCGACGUACUCACCAGGCUAAGCUGCCAGGACCCAACUCCUGAAGAUCGUCAAGUGACGAAUAACAGACUUGGCCAACUUACCAUGGAUCUCGACCACAUCAGAAGCACGGCACAAAUGAUGUUCGAACAUGUCCCGGGGUGCCAGACCGUGAGAGAACGGCCCCUCGCGUAUUUUAUCACCGAUUUUACCCGAGAUUGCCAUGAGCUUAGCUACAGGCCAAGCAUGUUGUGUUGGCGGCUAAUGAAUCGGCCUGGUAGUGAGGCGAUAGUUUAUAAUCGCCUCGACAGCCCCCCGUCGACGACAAAGUUUACCGACACCUUGAGAGCAUCAUGUGCUGACAAGAAGAUUGACUGGGGGUUUGACGGCGAGAUCGAAUGGGCACAUCCUUUCAUUCACCGAGGAGCAUUGAAUUUCGAUCUCCAUUAUAUGUUUGAGUUGAACGUGGGAAUCACCUCGGAAAUAUCCCACACAUGCACAUCCUCCCUCAAACGGAUAUUAGAGGCUGAGAAGCCCGAUCCGGAGCAUAACAACCGCCAGAAGUGGAUUUCGAACUUGAGAACAAGCAGAGCCAUGGCUGAAUACAAGCUAUCCUACGAGUCUCAACUGGUGCGUUCUGAAGACCAGCUUGCUUCUGUUUCCUCACAUCCGCAUCACUAUGCCGCAUUAAACCAUACUAACAUGUUCACGCAAUCAAGGACGUCUACCACCCCUCCUACCGCUACGAAUCCCAUGACCCGCGUGACUGGAAAUCCGCCGCGCUUCGCGGACCAGCACUCCCCGCCUGCAGGGAAUGCAACUGCUGGUGCAGUCGGCGCUGCCAUCUCAAAUGUGGUCGUCUACCCCCUCAAUGUCAUCGUCGCUCGUUUACAGACCCAAACCCAGAAGCGGAAAGGCAGCGACUCGGGCGAGAAGUCUGAUGAAGACGAGGAUUCCCAGGAAGGAUAUACCAGCGUGGUGGAUGCUGCCUACAAGAUAUAUGCACAACAAGGUAUCGCCGGCUUUUACCCUGGUCUGGCGCAGGAUACUUGGAAGACCGUCGCGGAUUCGUUCCUUUUCUUUCUUGCAUAUAGUGCCAUCCGCCAGAAGAGGAUAGUGGCGCAUGUAGGUGUAGAGCGAGCAGCCAAGAGCAAAAACAUCGUCCUUCCGAUAAUCGACGAACUCGCCGUUGGUAUCUUGGCUGGCUCGUUUGCAAAGCUGUUCACAACGCCACUGUCGAAUAUUGUCGCGCGCAAACAGACAUCUGCGACACGCAAGGGCGGAAACGCGAAAAACCUGUCAACUAGUGACAUUGCAGCUCGCAUUCGCGCUGAAAAGGGUAUCCCAGGCUUUUGGUCUGGAUACUCGGCCACCCUGAUACUCACCCUGAAUCCAUCUCUCACGUUCUUCCUGAAUGAAUUCUUCAAACGGACCCUCCUUCCACGCUCGAAGCGCGAUAAACCCCCCUCCAGUUUUGACAUUCCUUUUAGCGGCCUUGAGCAAAGUCGCCGCCUCAUCAAUCACAUAUCCCUUCUCCCUCGCGAAAACCAGAGCUCAAAAGAAAAGUCUCGGGCUUCUCUUCUCGCCUCCCUUACACCAGAAAUACUUUCCACAGUCGCCACCAUCGCCCGCACAGACGGUAUAUUAGGGCUCUACGCUGGCCUUCACGGUGAAGUGUUGAAAGGCUUCUUCUCGCAUGGCUUUACGAUGCUCGCCAAAGAUGCCGUGUAUUCAUUUAUAAUCAAGAGCUAUUAUCUCCUUCUGAUGCUGGGACGUCGCUAUCCCACACCAGACGAACUCAUCCAGCGUGCCCGCGAACAGGCGGAGGAAUAUACGGAGAUUGCACGUGAAGGAGCGCGUGACCUUGCGGAGAGAACAAAGGAGGGCGCCGAGGAGGUACUGAAUGCUAAUUCUGGCGGUAAUUCUGUCGAUAUGACAUCGAACUCCACUAGCGCUGCUGAUGCUGCUGGAAAUGCGAAUCAUGGCAUUGAUGCUUCCUCGGGCCUCAAGGUUCCUGCUUCAUCCGUUUCUGAUGAAAUCAAUGAGACGGCUGAGCUGGUCGGUGAUUAUGUUGAGGAUGAAGCGGCUGAGUGGAAGAGCCUUUAUCAUUGGUUCUGGGAGAAGGAUCGUGGGCCGCAUCGAGAUUGA
Messenger RNA from Penicillium mononematosum, 2679 nucleotides. RefSeq names its product putative mitochondrial carrier protein. The record is from RefSeq and is a predicted model, not a curated record. Bases 1 to 2679 code for a protein of 892 amino acids. The transcript is spliced from 6 exons. Lineage: Eukaryota; Fungi; Ascomycota; Eurotiomycetes; Eurotiales; Aspergillaceae.